Silurus meridionalis is the source of this 2442-nucleotide messenger RNA. RefSeq names its product solute carrier family 6 member 16b (gene slc6a16b). Bases 230 to 2272 code for a protein of 680 amino acids. Gene Ontology annotation, cellular component: membrane. The transcript has 12 exons. The record is from RefSeq and is a predicted model, not a curated record. Lineage: Eukaryota; Metazoa; Chordata; Actinopteri; Siluriformes; Siluridae. Gene Ontology annotation, biological process: sodium ion transmembrane transport.
CGUAUGAAUCCAACGUGGCACGUUUGAGUAGAGACGCUUCUGUUCAUCUCUGACUUUCUACAGUUUCUUUUACUCUCCGUUUGGUUACAGGCGAGAAACACAACUUCCGGUAGAGUUAGCGCGUGCAGUGUGUAUAUGUGUGGUGCUUUAAAAUCGUGUUCAGUCAGAUACUAAAACAGGAGAGCAGAAGAACAAAGACACGCUGGGACACACGCGCGCGCGGGCAACGAUGAGUUCAGAAAAGCCACCAUUACCAGAAGAUGGAGUUGAGGCGCGGCAGGAGGUGGGGCAGGAGGCGGGGUCUGUGGCAGUUUCUGAAACCCCGGUGGACAGUGUGCGUGAUGGGUGGGACAGUAAGGUGGAGUAUUUCCUGGCUCAGGUGGGAUUCAGUGUUGGACUUGGAAACGUGUGGAGAUUCCCCUACUUGUGUCACCAGAACGGAGGAGGCGCGUUCCUGUUGCUGUAUGUAGUAUUGAUGGUGGUGGUGGGGGUGCCGCUGUUUUUUCUGGAGUUGGCAGUGGGACAGAGUAUCAGACAGGGCAGCAUCGGCGUCUGGAGACACAUCUCACCAAAACUCGUUGGGAUUGGUUACUCCAGCUGUGUGGUGUGUUCCUUUGUGGCCCUUUAUUACAAUGUGAUCAUCGGUUGGAGUAUUUUUUAUUUUUUUAAAUCAUUCCAAAAUCCGUUACCCUGGGCGACCUGUCCUAAAGAGGGGAACACCACAGUACCUGAGUGUGCUGCGAGUUCUCCUACAUCAUACUUCUGGUUCCGUAAAGCUCUGGAUAUUACAGACACUAUUAAUGAGACAGGAGACUUUAACCUGAUACUUACCGGCUGUCUCGCUCUCGCCUGGACCAUCGUCUGUCUCGCCAUGUUUAAGGGCAUCAAGUCUUCUGGCAAGGUCAUGUAUUUCUCGCCUGUCUUCCCGCACGUGGUUCUGCUGUGUUUCCUGAUUCGAGGUCUUACGUUGGACGGAGCAGCAGAGGGACUCAAGUACAUGUUCAGUCCAAAGUUGGAGAUCUGGGCUGAUGUUCAGGUGUGGCGUCAGGCGUUCACUCAGGUAUUCUUUGCCCUGGGUUUGGGUUUUGGCUCCAUCAUCGCCUACUCCUCCUACAACCAGCGUAAUAAUAACUGCCACCGAGACUCCAUCACCGUCUCCACCAUCAACUUCCUCACGUCCGUCCUCGCCUCACUCGUCGUCUUCUCUGUGCUGGGCUUCAGGGCCAAGACCUUAUCCAAGGCCUGCAUCUCAGAGAAUCUAAAGCUGUUAUCUGAAGUGGCCUUGUCCUCUGUUUCUUCAUCCCCUCUUCUCAUUAACAUAACAGAGGUGGAGCUUAUUUCUGUGGAGACAUAUAAACACUGGUAUGAAGUGGAGGGUCAUCAACUCAACCUUGCUGGGUACAACAUCAGCAACUGCAGCCUGGAAGAUGCCAUGAACAAAGGGGUGGAGGGGACAGGUCUGGCGUUUAUAGCCUUCACUGAGGCGAUGACCCUGUUCCCUGCGAGUCCCUUCUGGUCAGCACUGUUUUUCCUUAUGCUCCUCAACCUGGGACUGUCUACGAUGUUCGGAACCAUGGAGGGGAUCCUCACACCCCUGUCAGAUACCUUCUCCUUCCUGAGAAAACACAAACUCAUAUUCACAGUGUGCAGUUGUGUGUUGGCAUUCGUGGUUGGUUUGCUCUUCACACAGCGAUGUGGGAAUUAUUUUGUGGCGAUGUUUGAUGAUUACUCUGCCACACUGCCACUCAUCAUUGUCGUCGUGUUCCAGACCAUCAGUGUUGCCUGGGUGUAUGGAGCAGACAGGUUCCUGAAGGAUAUCACACAGAUGCUGGGUCGGCCGGUGUGUGUGGUGUAUAAGUAUCUGUGGAAGUAUGUGUGUCUGUUGGCCAUGUUGACUCUGCUGACUGCCAGUCUACUGAACAUGUGCCUCAAGCGACCACAAUACACAGCCUGGAACAGAAAUACGGCAUCAGAAGUGCAUUUGCCGUAUCCUGAUUGGGCAUUGGCUGUGCUCUCGUCACUUAUCAUCAUUGCAGUACUACCUGUUCCUCUGGGUUACGCCCACUUUGUGUUACGGCAGCGUUUCAGCCAAUCAGCUCUCGACACCGAGGCAGGAUAUGCCCCCUGCAGCACCACGGACCAGGACUCCGCCCCUUUAAGCACACCACUGAACACAGAUGUGGAUCCUACCUCCUCUACAUUGGCUGAGGAGGGCUACAGACUCCUCCCACAAACAGGGGAGGAGGAAGGGGAGGAGUCUACAGGAGUAUGAGCUGGAGAGAUAAAUUACAGAAAAAGCAAACAGAAACAUGCAGAGAUUUAACUCUUCAUACUCUGUUAGAAACUCUUCAUCCCUUCUGCUGUUAAAGGUGUUCUAAACAUCUUACCCACACACACACACACACACACACACACACACACACACACACACACACACACACA